GUGGCUCUUCGCGAAGCAACAGGUGACUUUGGGCUUGAAAGCCCACCCAAACCUCGAGGACGACCCAAGCAUAAGACACGAGCAGUAAAGUCAAAGAGAAGCGAGAAUGCUGCCACGGUAGAAGUGGAUGCCAACAUGCACGAAAAUGGCCUCAGCCUGAUUUCAGCGUACGAGCUACUGGAAGACAACCCGACGUUCAACUCGACUCAUGAAAAACUACUGCAAUUCAAG
Messenger RNA from Phytophthora sojae, 231 nucleotides. RefSeq lists its product as hypothetical. The record is from RefSeq and is a predicted model, not a curated record. The annotation marks the transcript as partial. The transcript has a single exon. NCBI's taxonomy places the organism in Eukaryota, Oomycota, Peronosporomycetes, Peronosporales, Peronosporaceae.